Messenger RNA from Spea bombifrons (plains spadefoot toad), 2528 nucleotides. It is a transcript of the gene SCRIB, whose product is annotated as scribble planar cell polarity protein. Gene Ontology annotation, biological process: neurotransmitter receptor transport postsynaptic membrane to endosome; neurotransmitter receptor transport, endosome to postsynaptic membrane. Lineage: Eukaryota; Metazoa; Chordata; Amphibia; Anura; Pelobatidae. The coding region runs from base 192 to 2528 and encodes 778 amino acids. Gene Ontology annotation, molecular function: protein binding. Gene Ontology annotation, cellular component: postsynaptic density; adherens junction; postsynaptic membrane. The record is from RefSeq and is a predicted model, not a curated record. The transcript is spliced from 19 exons.
AGUCACCCGUCUGCCCCUGUUACCCCUCCUGUAUGCCCCCUGUGGUACCCCUCGCCUCACCAUUCUUGUACUUUCCUUGAAUACGCAGCUCUGUGCCCCACUUACUUAGUUCCCCUAAUGCCCCCCAGUCACCCCCACCCCGCAGUGUGAGCUGCCCCUUCACUCGCCCAUUGCCCAGCUGGCACGCCGCCAUGCUAAAGUGCAUCCCCUUGUGGCGCUGCAACCGCCAUGUGGAGUCUGUGGAUAAGCGGCACUGCUCCCUGCAGACGGUGCCCGAGGAGGUGUAUCGGUACAGCCGGAGCCUGGAGGAGCUGCUGCUGGACGCCAACCAGCUCCGGGAACUGCCCAAGCCGUUCUUCCGGCUCCUGAAUCUGAGGAAGUUGGGUUUGAGCGACAACGAGAUCCAGAGGCUUCCCCCCGAGGUGGCGAACUUCAUGCAGCUGGUGGAGCUGGACAUCUCCCGAAACGACAUCCCUGAAAUCCCCGAAAGCAUCAAAUUCUGCAAAUCCCUAGAGAUCGCCGAUUUCAGCGGGAACCCCCUGUCCAGGCUGCCUGAUGGCUUCACCCAGCUGCGGAGUUUGGCUCACCUGGCCCUCAACGACGUCUCCCUGCAGACCUUGCCCAGCGAUAUCGGGAAUUUGGCUAAUUUGGUGACUUUGGAAUUACGGGAAAACCUCCUGAAGUCGGUUCCCAUCUCUCUCUCUUUCCUGGUGAAGUUGGAGCAUCUGGACCUCGGCAGCAACGACCUCCAGGUUCUGCCGGACACGCUCGGGGCUUUACCCAACCUGCGCGAGUUGUGGCUGGACCGGAAUCAGCUCUCUGCUCUGCCGCCGGAGUUGGGGAAUCUCCGCCGCUUGGUCUGUCUGGACGUGUCUGAGAAUAAACUGGAGAAUCUUCCUGCGGAGAUCAGCGGCCUGGCGUCCCUCACCGACCUGCUCCUUUCCCAGAACCUGCUGAGCUCCAUCCCGUCGGGCAUCGGUCAGCUGAAGCAGUUGUCCAUCUUGAAAGUGGAUCAGAACCGUCUGCUGCAGCUGACAGAAUCCAUCGGAGACUGCGAGAACCUGAGCGAGAUCAUCCUCACCGAGAACCUGCUGACGAGUUUGCCGAAGUCUAUCGGGCAGCUCAGUAAACUGACGAACCUGAACGUGGAUCGGAACCGGCUGCUGUCUCUGCCCAGCGAGAUCGGGGGCUGCACCGGCCUCAACAUGCUUGGCCUCCGCGACAACCAGCUGAGCCUCCUCCCGGCAGAGCUGGCCAACGCCACGGAGCUUCACGUGCUGGACGUGGCCGGUAACAGGCUCGUGAACCUCCCGUUCGCUCUGACGAACCUCAACCUGAAGGCUCUGUGGCUGGCGGAGAAUCAGUCGCAGCCGAUGCUCAAAUUCCAGACCGAGGACGACGAGGAAACCGGCAGCAAAGUCCUGACCUGCUACCUCCUGCCCCAGCAGCCGUCCCCGAACCCCGAGACCUCGCUUCAGGACGGUUUGGACGACAGCUGGACGGACGGAAACCUCAACCGGAUCAGCGUCAUUCAGUUCCAGGAGGAAAUCAAACCAGAGGAGGAGGAGGACGAUGAGGCGGCGGCGGAGCGGAGGGGCCUGCAGAGAAGAGCCACCCCUCACCCCAGCGAGCUGAAGGUUAUGAAGAAAGUGAUCGAGGUGCGCAGGAGCGAGGGCUUCACCAUGAAACCGGACGAUCCGUCGCCCGCCGAUGAGGACAAGCGGCUCAGCGGACUGUCCACGCAGAGCGCCGACUCCCAGCGCAGCGGCAGCACCGUCUCUGCCGGCUACCAGGAAGAGCAGCGGCGCGCGGAGCUGGAGGUGCCGGGGAGCGGAGUCCCGGAGGAAGAGGAGGAGGCAGCGGCCGACGACAUGGAGGUCGAAUACGAAGAGCCGUCCGUACGCUUUGCGGAGGAGACUCUCGUCCACCGAAGCGACGACGACGAGGAAUCGGAUGAAGAGCGGAGGUCCCUGGAGAAGAAGCGCCUGAUCCGUAAGGACACCCCGCAUUACAAGAAGCAUUCAAAGAUCACCAAGCUCCCGAACAGCGACGCCGUGGUGGCCCUACUGCAGGGCUGCGGCCCCGGCGGACUCCACGAGGAAGACGAGGAUGAGGGCCGAGGGGCCGGCGCGUCUUCUCCGCCGCUCGAAGACCAUGAAUUGGACGUGUCUGAGAAGGAAUGGGAGGGGACGCCCAGAGCGGAGAGGAGAGGCUCCCAGCCCAAUGUCAAGGGUGUGUCGUUUGAUCAAGUGAAUAAUCUUCUGAUUGAGCCGGCUCGGAUAGAGGAGGAAGAGCUCACGCUCACCAUCAUGCGUCAGACGGGGGGUCUGGGUAUCAGCAUCGCGGGGGGAAAAGGGUCCACGCCGUACAAGGGAGACGACGAGGGCAUCUUCAUAUCUCGAGUGGCAGAGGAGGGCCCGGCCGCGCGUGCCGGGGUGCGAGUGGGGGACAAGCUUCUCGAGGUCAGUUUGGCCGGGAGGUCUCUGAGUCCUGCAGAGAGGAGAUUUAGACAGAGAAUAAAGUUAUAA